AUACCAGCUUCUCGUUCUACAGAAGCGAGCUACAGGCGUUCUACAGCGAGCUGUACGUACGUUGGUGCGCGUACAAGUGUGCCAAGUGCAACCACUCGAAGCCGGCGGAAUACAGCCGUCGAUCUCGUUCUACACAGCAUUCGGCCUUUGCUCAGCAUUAUACAGCGGCUACAUUACGACCUCGUUGUUGACGGUGGAUGGAUAUGACUGUUACUCUCCGGCGCGUAAUAAUGCAGAUUGCUUUUCUUUCUCAUGUUUAAUAACCGCCACUCUCUCUCUCCCUCGCUCUUUUAACUGUGUAUGGGAAAACCAGCACGUUUCUUUGUCUUUACUGAUUAUAUUCUGCAUUAACAGUGGAAACGGUAAGGACUUGGCUCGUGUUUGGAGUGGCUACCCGCGCACUCACUGUUCUUUUAAAAAGACACUUGCCAUUUCCGCACUGCUAAUCGGUCAAACAACGGAUUGAUUGUGCGUGGUGUGUACUUUCUCAUCGCUACUUGUUGCUAAAGCGUUGUGUGGGAAUCCCUGCUAAAUUUUUCUCCAAUGGAUCGGAAGAAGGUCCUAACGGAGCCAGCGGCCGUCCGCGUCGGUUUCUCCAUCAAUCCCGAGAAGAACGUCACCGUGGAGAAUGACCGGAAGAAAUACCUCACCGCCAAAUAUGGUCAGCAUCAGAUGGCGCUGAAAAAGCGGUUAAAUGUGGAGUUAUGGCUAAUUGACCAGCUGUCCCUGCUGUAUCCCAAAGCGUCCACCGUGACCCCAUUAGAGUGUGACAUUGAUCUGGAUGAUCUGCUUGACCUUGAGCGUGAUGAGGAACGCCGGAAAUUUCUCAAAAUCAAACUGGCCGAUUGUCCCCAGUCGGCGCUUAUUGUCGGGCGGUUUAUUGAGGAUGUCCUCGUCAAGGCCAAGUCCUUGUAGAGAGAGCACUGUAUGGAAUUUCAUUUAUACCGCGUUACAACAUGUUCCAGCAUGGCACGCAGCGGAAUUUGUGAUUGUUUUUGUAAUGCGCGCGCGUUCGGCUGCCGCCCCGAAAAUUGUAUAAUCACGGCUCUGAUGGGCAAUUCUUUGGGGGAUUCAUCGGGAGUUUUAAUAUUGUGGUUAUUUGUGCAGCUACUUGAUUUUUCUCCUACACCGUACACACAUGCUGCUGCUGUAUAAAGCGGAAUUAUUUUGAUGUCUCUCACAAUGGCACGCCAAAGACAUUUUAUUCGUGUGGGGAGGAGUUGCAGAUUUUCCUUACUGUGUUUUCGUUUGCUUUCCUAUUCAGCUGUAUUGUUCGUAUGUUUUUUCUAUAAAGAAAAGCUUUGCGUUUCCGGUUUUGCCUCAGCGUUCGGCGGGCGGAGUGUUCUUGUGGCGGUGGUAUUUAAUUGACAGAUGUCCGGGAGUUGUUCUGUAUAUUACGCGUUUCUUAAAGAAUCCAUGCCGGUUAAAUCGAGUGCUUGCUCAUGCACGCCAUUUGACCGAUUCGCGGUGCGCCGGCUCAUGUUUAUAUAAUAUUAAUCAACGUUUAUGCUUGCAGUGAUAGUGGCGCUGGGUGGUGAAUGUAUGUUUCUCUCCUGAAUAAAAACAAACGGAU
Molecule: messenger RNA, 1573 nt
Organism: Paramacrobiotus metropolitanus
Lineage: Eukaryota; Metazoa; Tardigrada; Eutardigrada; Parachela; Macrobiotidae
Product: protein phosphatase 1 regulatory subunit 14B-like
Biological process (GO): regulation of phosphorylation
Cellular component (GO): cytoplasm
Molecular function (GO): protein serine/threonine phosphatase inhibitor activity
Source: RefSeq, a predicted model, not a curated record